Messenger RNA from Zea mays, 1276 nucleotides. RefSeq lists its product as uncharacterized. The coding region runs from base 139 to 930 and encodes 263 amino acids. Lineage: Eukaryota; Viridiplantae; Streptophyta; Magnoliopsida; Poales; Poaceae. Gene Ontology annotation, cellular component: TIM23 mitochondrial import inner membrane translocase complex. The transcript has 8 exons. The record is from RefSeq and is marked provisional. Gene Ontology annotation, biological process: protein import into mitochondrial matrix.
AAAGCCGCCCGCCCGCCCCGUCGCCGCGACCGCGAGGGCACCAGAAAGCCGAGAAUCCACCCAAACAAUUCUCUGUUUCUCCUGUUCGCUGCCUCCUCAUUCCUGAACCCCUCCCCCAAGUAUACGAGUCACAUCCGCAUGGCCUCCCGGGUCACGAGGCUGCUCCUGCACCGCCGCCUCACCACCGCAGCGGAAGCCUCCGCGCGCCGCGCGCCGCAGGCUCCCUGUGCCGGCGCCGCUGUCUCCAAGGAUGUUGUUAAGGCUGAAGCUUCAUCUUUGAAAAAUUCAAGGUGGCACAUUACUAGGUCAAACACUUCAGGUCCUUUGACUACUCGUUAUGAGUGCCGCAAAGUAUUUCCUUGUUCUGUAAGGCCAUCUGCAUCUUACUCUACACAAGCUUCAGACCAGAAGGGAAAACAGGAAGGGAAAGACUUGUCAAAUGUAGAACACCCCUUUGAUGAUAUUACCUACAAUAUACCUGAGAAGCCAGUGACAUUUACUGAAGGUGCUUCUUAUAGUCUUGUAAUACUCGCCGGGCUCGGAAUUGCAGGACUGGCUGGAUAUGCUGUGUUCAAAGAGCUUAUAUUUGAGCCAAAAGAGUACAAGAUAUUUGGGAAAGCUCUAGCAAGAAUUCAGAGUGAUAGUCAGGUCACGUCAAGGAUUGGCCACCCUAUUACUGGAUAUGGCCAGGAAACUAGAAACCGUGCAGCUCGGCAAAGAAUUCCAAAUAAGAUUUGGACAGAUGAGGAUGGUGUUGAACAUGUGGAGGUGAACUUUCUCAUCCGUGGGCCACAUGGAGCUGGAAAAGUGUAUUCAGAGAUGUUCAAAGACACUGAUCGGACGUGGAAGUUCACAUACCUUGUUGUUGAUAUCGUGUCACCACCACAUGCAAAAACACAACUGAUGUUAGAAUCUUACUUACCAGCAUAAGGAUGCAGGAAACAGAGGCAGUUAGCAGUGCCAUGACAUCUCCGAGAUUUUGGCACAAAUGGGAAGCUCUGAUAGAAGUGGCUAAACUGGGGAUUUGUGAACAAGUCUAGGCAAGUUGGGAAUUUAGGAACAAGAUUGUCAUAAUGUACUACCAUCAAACCAGUUUUGUGGAGUAAUAAACGGUUCUUACAUUACUAGAAGCAUAUCUGAAAAUGUUUCGAUGUUUCUUUUAGUUACGGGGAAAACCCCUGCAUGCCUGGAUGAGGGUAUUUUUUGUUAGUUCUCAUGAGUACCUUGUAUCGUCCAAAUACGUGGGCUAAUCCAGCAAGUCAUCUUUUGUAAAAUC